This is a messenger RNA of Anarrhichthys ocellatus (wolf-eel), 1267 nucleotides long. RefSeq names its product HORMA domain containing 1 (gene hormad1). The record is from RefSeq and is a predicted model, not a curated record. The transcript is spliced from 16 exons. Bases 104 to 1195 code for a protein of 363 amino acids. NCBI's taxonomy places the organism in Eukaryota, Metazoa, Chordata, Actinopteri, Perciformes, Anarhichadidae.
CAAAUCUUUAAAAAAAGUUGUACUGAUUGUAUUAUAUUGUCGUUUUGGGAAAAUAUUCUUUCAUCUGUUGCCAUCUUUUAUAUUGUGUCCUCUCACCACUGCAAUGGCCUGUGUACAGCAAGUUAGAACCUCUCAGGAGACUCAGCUGUUGCCCAAUCAGGUGCUCUCCGAGCAGCAGUCCCUGGUUGUCAUGAAGAAGCUUCUGGCCAUCGCAGUGUCCGGCAUCACAUACCUCCGGGGCCUUUUCCCAGAGAAAGCCUAUGGCAGCAAAUAUGUUGCAGAUCAGAAAGUGAUGAUCAUUAAAGAGGAGCGCAGCUGUCCCGGUGCCAGUCAGAUGGUUCAAUGGAUGCAGGGGUGCUUUGAGGCCAUCCAGAAGAAGUAUCUGCGGAGCGUCAUUAUGUCUAUCUACACUGACCCAGAGAACCCUCAGAAAGUGACUGAGUAUUACCAGUUCAGGAUCCAUUACACUGCAGAAGGAGCACAGAUGGACUUUGAAAGCAACAACGAUAGCAAGGUGUCGGCGAUGUCAUCCGGCAACACGAAGAAGGCCAGCACCCUGCUGGUGAGGAAGCUCUACACUCUGAUGCAGAACCUGGGUCCUCUGCCAGACAACAUCUGCCUCAACAUGAAGCUGGCUUACUACGACAACGUCACUCCUCAGGACUACCAGCCGCCCGGCUUCAAGGAGGCCGACGGCGACACCCUGGAGUUUGAGAAAGAGCCGGUGAAACUCACCAUGGGCGAGGUGGUCACUCCCUUCCACACUUUGAAGCUGGACAUGGCCACAGAGAGACAGAGACUGGAGCAGGUGGAGGAGAGCGCUCAGGUGACAGAGAAGUGGGUUCUGAAGAUGGAGGAGGAGGGCGUCAUGUCGCAGACUCAUGUGAUUGAAGACGUGGAGAAGCCCGACAGCGAGGACAUGGACUUGGACAACACCGAGAUCCAGCUGAGCUGUCAUGAGAAGAUCGAGAGCUGCGAGGAAGCCACAGAGAUGGACUCAGAGGUGAAGAAGUCCCCCGGUGCUGACGGCCGAAGGAGGACCAGGAGUGGACGGAUCUUCAAGUCCGUUACGCAGCCGACAACGAUGAAGGACAAAAGUUUCUCUCAGUACGAAAUCCCCAACAGCCAGGACACGCCGUCCACCUCCGCGCAGAAGAAGAGGCGCAAAUUCAGCGAGCCCAAGGAGCGCUUCUGACCUCGCCCCGCUGCGCUGAAGUACACGUUUACAUUACAUGUUUUUAAAUUUAUAUUCUGACUGCACAACAAG